This is a messenger RNA of Aureobasidium melanogenum CBS 110374, 1542 nucleotides long. RefSeq lists its product as uncharacterized. NCBI's taxonomy places the organism in Eukaryota, Fungi, Ascomycota, Dothideomycetes, Dothideales, Saccotheciaceae. The transcript has 2 exons. The coding region runs from base 1 to 1542 and encodes 513 amino acids. Gene Ontology annotation, biological process: protein localization to plasma membrane. Gene Ontology annotation, cellular component: plasma membrane. The record is from RefSeq and is a predicted model, not a curated record.
AUGGUUUGGGGAUAUCAUGCUGCGGAGCCCAACUCCUACCUCGUCAUCACUGGCGCAGGCGUCAAAAGACUGAAGCUCACCAAGAAGGCUAUGGUCCUUCCUUUCCAGAAGGUUACAAAAAUCUCAGUCACACCUUUCCAUUUCACAACCGACCUCCAGGCCAUGACAUCGGAAAAGUUGCAAGUCUGUCUACCAGCCGUCUUCACCAUCGGCCCUAAGGACGACCCCGAGUCACUGCUGAAAUAUGCCGGCUUGAUGACAGACAACAAUUCCGAUGCUGGCGUUGCUAGCCGCGAGCACAUUCAAGCCAUCAUCAUGGGCAUUGUCGAAGGCGAGACAAGAUCUGUCGUCUCCAACAUCACCAUGAAGGAGCUUUUCGAGAAGCGCAGUCUUUACAGGACAAAGGUUGUCGAACAUGUUCAAACUGAACUCACUCAAUUUGGUCUCCACAUCUACAAUGCUUCUAUCAAGGAGCUUCGCGACAUGCCUGGCUCUCAUUACUUCGAAUACCAGUCGCGCAAAGCGCAUGAGGGAGCUCAAGCCGCCGCGAAGGUAGACGUAGCACAUGCUCGUAUGCAGGGUGAGAUUGGUGAAGCCGAAAACGUAGGCAAGACCAAGCAAGAGAUUGCCAAGAUCAACGCAAACACCGCCGUUCAAGAGACCGAGCGCAAGAUCGAAAAGGCAAUGGCGGACUCACGCUUCAAAUCUCAAGAAAUCGAGAUAGAGAGGAAGCUGCACAUUGAACGCAUCCAAGCCGAACGUGCCGCCGAACUCAGAGAUGCCGAUCUCCAGAAGGGCGUCCAAGAAAGCAAAGCCCUCAUGGAACUCGAGCGCAUGAGAGCGACAACGGUCACAAAAGCCAAAGUAGCAAAAGAAUCCGCCGCCGAAGAAGCAGACGCCCAACUCUACAAAGCCCAGCAAGCAGCAGAAGCCCUCGCCUUCCAACAAUCAAAAACCGCCGACCUCGAACUCUACACUACCGAAAAACAAGCAGAAGGCCAUUACCACAAGAAACAGCGAGAAACAGAGGCGAAAUUCUUGCAAGACAGUAAAGCUGCCGAUGCUUCUUUGUACCGCAAGCAACAAGAUGCUCUCGGUGACUUUGAGAUCAAAAAGGCAGAAGCUGAGGCUUUGUAUAUUCGUCACGAGCGCGAGGCGGCAGGUAUAAUCCAACUCGCCACCGCGUACGAGAAACUCGGCAAUGUGUUGGGAGGACCCCAAGGCGUGCGUGACUGGAUGAUGCUGCAGAACAACAUUCCCGUGCAGCUCGCAAAGGCAAAUGCCGAAGCCAUUAGAGGACUGCAGCCGAAAAUCAAUGUCUGGACUACAGGUGCGCAGGACAGUGCUGCUGUAGACUCGUUUGCGCCUAUCAAGAACAUUAUGCAGAGUCUUCCUCCGCUGUUCUCGACUAUCCAGGAUCAAACUGGUAUGUUGCCGCCGACUUGGUUGGCGCAGAUGCCAAAUGGCAAUGGACAGCGUACGGAUUCUGCUCACGAACUUCCGCUUGCUGUGGAGAAGCACAAGGGUAUUAAUGGUGUUUGA